AGUACAACCAAUAAAGUAUCGCUGCUAAGUGGGCGCAUCUGCUCGCCGCCGCAUCCUUCUUUUCGUCUCACCGCGGACGUAACAGGGACAAAACCUCAGACGUCAAAUGACAUUUGUAGCGGAGGCGCCGCUACAGGGGACGGGGCUGACUCAUAACACAUUCAUACCAGGCUGAUGUAUGUACCCAGAGAGGCAACCACAGUCCACAGGAGCCGCAUCACACCUUCCCUCUGUCUCCACUAUCUCUUCCAUCGUGAAGGGGAAUGCCUUCUGAACCCAGCCUCAGUAAGGAGAUGCUAACAGGACAGAGACUCUGCCAUUCAAAAUCCCACCAGGAUUCGGUUCUCUCUGCCCUCAACCAGCAGAGAAAAGAUGGCCUGCUGUGUGAUGUCACCCUGGUUGCCGGUGAGCAGAAGUUUCACGCCCACAAAGCCGUCCUGGCAGCGUGCAGCGAUUACUUCAGGGCCAUGUUCAGCCUGUGCAUGGUGGAGAGUGAAGCAGAUGAGGUGACCCUGCAAGGAGUGACCAGCGUCGGACUAAAGCAUGCUUUAGAUUUCGCCUACACUGGACAGAUUCUGCUGGAGCCAGCUGUGAUCCAGGACGUCCUCUCUGCAGGCAGCCACCUACAGCUGCUGGAGCUCCUCAGUCUCUGUUCACACUACCUCAUCCAGGAGCUGAGCAGCGUGAACUACCUGGAGCUUUACCGUGUGGCCGACCUAUUCCACCUACCGACCUUAGAGGAGGCUGUGGUGAGCUUCCUGGUGGAGCAUCUGUCUGAGCUGAGCCAAAACCGACCGGACGAGGCCCUGCAGCUGCCCUACCGCCUCCUGAGGGAAGUGCUGAAGAGCGAUCGUCUUACCUCCCUCAGUGAGGAGGAGAUAUGGAAGCUGGUUGUUCUGUGGCUGGAGCACGACUGUCGUUACCAGUACACGGAGGAUCUGCUGCAGCAUGUCCGCUACGGCCUGAUGGAUAUCCCCACUUUGCACCACCUCUCCAACAGCCAUCCUGUGGUCCAGUCCAGCCCCACUGCUGCCGCUCUGGUGGAUGAGGCCCUAGACUACCACCACUCCACCUUUGCUCAGCCCCUCCGGCAGUCACCUCGCACCAGGCCUCGCUUCCAGUCCCUCACCCUCUACAUAGUCGGGGGUCGAAAGCGGGAGGUGAGCAGAGUCAGGGAGUUACGGUACUUCAACCCGUCUUCCCAGGAGCACGUACGGGUGGCAGGUGGAUCAAACUGGAGCGAGCUGGCCCCCAUGCCCACUGGACGCAGUCACCAUUGCGUGGCUGUGAUGGGAAACUUCCUGUUUGUGGUGGGUGGUGAAGUGGAGCAUGCCACUGGGAGGACGUGUGCAGUGAGGACUGCCUGUAGAUAUGACCCUAGGGGAAAUCGGUGGACUGAGAUUGCCCCUAUGAAGGCCUGCAGAGAACAUUUUGUCCUGGGAGCUUUGGGUCAAUACUUGUAUGCAGUGGGCGGCAGGAAUGAGCUGCGGCAGGUGUUGCCAUCCGUGGAGCGUUACUGUCCCAAGAAGAACAAAUGGAUGUUUGUCCAGCCCUUCGACCGCUCACUGUCUUGUCAUGCUGGCUGUGUGGCCGACAACCUGCUCUGGGUCUCAGGUGGAGUUACAAACACCGCUCAGUACCAAAACCGGCUCAUGGUCUAUGACCCAGAACAGGACCAGUGGUUGGCUCGCAGUCCUAUGCUGCAGAGACGAGUGUACCACGUCAUGGCGGCGGUAAGGAGGCAGCUCUACGUGCUAGGUGGAAACGACCUGGAUUACAACAACGAUCGCAUCCUGGUUCGUCACAUUGACUCUUACAACAUGGACCUGGACCAGUGGACACGGUGCUCCUUCAGCCUCCUCACAGGUCAAAACGAGUCCGGAGUAGCUGUCCAUGAUGACAGGAUCUAUGUAGUUGGAGGAUACUCCAUUUGGACCAAUGAACCUCUGGCAUGCAUUCAGGUGUUGGAUCUGAGCACAGAGGGGAAGGAGGAGGUUUUCUAUGGACCAACACUGCCAUUCGCCUCCAAUGGGAUAGCGACAUGUUUCCUCCCAGCUCCUUAUUUCACCUGCCCAAACCUGCAGACCCUCCAAGUACCCCAUCACAGGAUAGGUGCUGUUUAAUCCACUGAUGAACAAACUGUCAGCAAACAUGCACACAUAACCAGAUGAUGGAUGCACUCCCAGUUAAACCACAGACAGUAUUUGCAAACUUGACUGAUGAAAAUGCACUUGAUCAUAGUAAUGACACUGAACCUGAAUGCCCUUUUGCAGAGGCGUACAGGGAUUUUUCUGAAACACAGAAAUGUAUUGAUCGAACAUUCCUGAUUUAGAAGAGCCAUGCUAUUCUCGAAGCUUCUAUGAGCAAGCUGCUGCCCCAUCAACACAGCAUAUCUGCUGAAUUUCCCAAAGACUGAGAUCACGUUUAGCAAUGACAAGAUGAGCAAGUUAAAGUAUCUCAAGAAGAAGACAUGAGCUAAAUGCUGGCUGAGCAAAUAGUAAUAAAUAAUAGUAAAUAACAAAACAAGCUGAGCUGCUCAACUAACCACAGGAGUUCAAAAAAGCAUUUUUUGUAACCCAUAUUAGGGCUGUAAGACUUUGUAGUAAUAUUAAUAAACAAUAUAACUUUUCCGUUUAACCUCUAUACUCACAUUUGUGGCCUGAAAAACACGUUAAAGUUUUUCAAGAUGCAGAGGACAAAGUCUGUUUUUUUUAAGUAAUCGCAUGAACUUUGAGUGCAUGAGGCUGAAACUCACCAAUGCAUAAAAAAACAUGUCAUUUUUUUAAAAUAAAAAAAAACAAUAACAAAAAAAGCUCAUGUAAAUGUAAAAACAUGACUUGGACAAAUGACUCGCCUGCUAAAGCAGUGACAUACUACACAUGUGUAAGCUGUUGAUCUGUGUAUGUCAGAUUUUUAUUAUGCUCAGGACCUAAGACUGUUUAUGCUCAUCUGAAUGUCUGGUUAUUGCCCAUUCAACAUGUAUGUUUUGAAUAUUCUCCAAAAUAUGUAAACAUAUGGUACUGCGUUGUCAUUUACAAACAUACUUUGACCAAGUGAGAAAAGAAAAUGUGAUGCCUGCACUUCCCUCAUCUGUCCAAAGCAACACAUCUGCAAGAAUAUAUGGCAAAUUUGCCAAAUAAAGAUGCUGUGGAAAUACACAAAGCUGCUAGUUUAAUUAACACUUGUGACAAUAUGAUGAUCAUAGCUGUUUUUUUCAUUAUUUUCCAGCAAAAGAUUAUGUAAAAACAUUCCUCUGCUGCUAGCUUUUUGUAAAGAUUCAACACCCAGCCUAUACUCCUGGAGGGGAAAAAGUGGUGCAGCAAAACUCCAAUAAGGACAUGCAUUGCAGUUUGAUGAGGCUGGAAAAUGACUAGCAAUGACAGAAAAUGAGACUUGGUGAUUGUAGGAGACAGAAGUGAGACUU
Melanotaenia boesemani (Boeseman's rainbowfish) is the source of this 3424-nucleotide messenger RNA. RefSeq names its product kelch-like family member 32 (gene klhl32). Gene Ontology annotation, molecular function: protein binding. The transcript has 11 exons. Lineage: Eukaryota; Metazoa; Chordata; Actinopteri; Atheriniformes; Melanotaeniidae. Bases 264 to 2123 code for a protein of 619 amino acids. The record is from RefSeq and is a predicted model, not a curated record.